Messenger RNA from Onychostoma macrolepis, 3116 nucleotides. Its product is annotated as junctional adhesion molecule-like. The transcript is spliced from 8 exons. Lineage: Eukaryota; Metazoa; Chordata; Actinopteri; Cypriniformes; Cyprinidae. The coding region runs from base 967 to 2283 and encodes 438 amino acids. The record is from RefSeq and is a predicted model, not a curated record.
GCAGUUUAUAUGUUUAAAAUCGUAUGUAAGUUGAAUUAUAACCCUUGUCUCAAAUAUAGAGGCACAUUCAUACUGUGGUUAUAAUUCAAAGGUUGCUCGUCUCAGCUGUCAGAGUCAGAGUUUAAACAUCUCUUUAAGUGGACAUGCAUCUGAAAGCAAAAUGUUUAAAAUACAUCGUCUAUUUUUUAUUUAUUUUCUUUUAAGUUAUAGAUAACACUGGAUGAAUAUAGUGUAGUUUUUUUUAGAUGUAAGUAUAUGUAUUUUCUUCAUAUUUAAUGUAGCAAAAAAAAAUUAUUUCUUUAUUAUUAUUAUUUACAAAGGCCCUAUAUUACCAGUAAAGGAGCAAGUGCCUUUCAUUUUUGUAUUUAUCAUUUCUAGACCAGAGUUUGCCUGCGGUAACGUGCUUAUUUUAGUUACUUUUAUUUUAAUAUUUUAAUAUAAAAAGGAAAAGUUUAUAAUAAAGUUUGCAUAAUAAUAAUGUAUUUAGUCAGGUCUAAAGUUUUGGUUUUGGAGGUUUUAGACAAAGCGACAACAACAUUUGUAAUAGAUUCAUUUAUUGUUUGAUUUUCUAUAGGCUGAUGUGAAAUUUACAAGAAUUUAUGAUUGAUCAUUAAAAUAUACGUCUAUUUUAGCCAUGCUGAGCAGUUUAGUUUACAAUAUAGCCUAUGAAUUUAGAGCAGGGGUCUCCAAACUCGGUCCUGGAGAGCUGGUUACCUGCAGAGUUUAGCUCCAACCCUAAUUAAACAAACCUGAACCAGCUAAUCAAGGUCUUACUAGGCAUGCUAGAAACUUCCAAGCAGGUGUUUUGAAGCAAGUUGGAGCUAAACUCUACAGGACAGCAGCCCUCCAGGACCGAGUGUCCUCACAUCAAAAAAGAUGUGAGGACACAUUCAUAUUGUCAUAGUUUGUUUUCUAGGCUUACAGUGGAUUUUCCAUCAGUGUCUCAGAUGUGCGGAAAUAUUAAAAAUGGCUGAAGCUGAAGAAGUCUUAAACACUAGUCAAGUGUUGUCUGUUGUUUGCCAGUCUGACAUUGUAUUUUCCCAUCCUGGAGAUGAAGUUGUCCUGUCGUGUCAUCUUAAACCAGCUAUCAGUGCUGCUUCAAUGGAAAUUCAGUGGUGGCAUAAGGAGGAUCCAGUUUUCCUUUAUAAGGAUGGACGGGUGACAGUGAACAUAGACUUUGAGGGUCGAGUGAGUCUCCCGUUGGAAAAUCUUCACAAUGGAAAUGUGUCUUUGACUCUCAGAGACGUCAGGAGAUCACAGAAGGGCCUCUAUAUUUGUGAGGUCACCAGUGAAAGUCAAUUAAUACAAGAUACUGUUUUUCUUCAUAUCAGCUCUGUAGACUUCAGUCUUGUGGCUCCUUCUGAUACGUUAUCUGCUGACCCUGGAUCAGACGUCAUCUUACCUGUUCAUCUCUCACCUGAAACCAGUGCUGUGUCUAUGGAAAUCAGAUGGUUUAAAGGGAAAGAGCUCAUAUAUCAGUAUAUGAAUGGGCAGGAGAUGACAAAUAAUGACUUUGAGAACCGAGUGAGUCUGUCCAUCCAGGAGCUGAGGAGCGGAAAUCUUGCUCUGACUUUGAGAAACGUUCAACAGUCUGAUUCAGGAGUCUAUACAUGCAAAGUUUUUCAUGAUGGAUGUCAGAAGAGAGGAGUAGUUCACUUGAAAGUGAAGGAGAUUGAGAGAGUGAACCACCUCCGCAGUGUCCUAAAGCAAGCACAUGAAGACAUUACACAACAAAGAGUAAAACUAAACGAAACCAUAAAUUUGCUUGAAGAAACACUCAGUCAUGAUGAUCGGUCAUGUAGGCAUAUAAAUAGUAUGGAAGGAAUGCCCCCAUUCAUGCAAGAUCAAAGCAAUCAGGAAAGAUGUGACAUAGAAGACGGGAGAGCAGGUUCUACAUGUAGGCCUACCAGUAAAGGUAUGGAAGGAAUUCCCCCACUCAUGGAAGGAGAGCGUAGCAGUCUAAGAACAAUUCAAGAAGAAAGUAAUGCCACUGAGCAAGAGUUAUCAUCCCCAGAUACAUCAUCACAAGUUCUGCAAAGACUAAGAAGAUCAGAAGGUGUAAGUUUAACAGAAAGAGCUACACAAACCCAGCAGAGCCCUGAAGCAACAAUGCAAAGCACUCAAGAAAGGAGACAAGAGACUGUUGCUGCAGAGCAAGAGAGAUCUUCCCCAGCUGUACAACCACAGACACAAGAAAGAGAAGAAACAUCACAAUCACAUUCAGCAGAAGGCAGGGGGCAAAGGAGACGAGAAACAAGAGAGAGAAAUUGCCAAAUUUUGUAAUUAAAUAUAUUCUUAAUUACUAGGUUUGUUGUGAUUAAGCAUUUGUAUAGAAUAGAUAUUUUAUUAGUAUGACUAAAUGACCAUAUUUGGUCACAGUCACAGUUUUUCCUGCAUUUUAGAUGUGUUAUGGAGUGAUCAGGAAUCAUUCUCAUAUUUCCAAAAUCUUAAAAUAAAGUUGAUCCAAGUGAUUUUAGCCAUGUUGCUAACUUAAAUCGUGUGCCUUUAAGAGAUUUAUAGAUAAUGUGAUAAUGAGAUAACGUGUUUCUGAUUAGUUUUGUUUGGGGUUUGGUAACAUUUUAGGAUUUAUAAAGAUUUUUGAUUUUUGCUCAGACUAUGUGCACCAGUACAAUCAUUAUAAAGUUAGGCUACUUUUCUCACUAUACUGAGUUGGUGAGAUAAUUGGAUUUUUCUUAGUAGGAACAACUAGCCUACUACCUCAAGUAUGUGAAUUUACAUGCACUGAUGCUGUAUGUAAUAGAAUCACUCACAUGAAUUGUGUCUGUGUCCGUCAGUGAUUGUCUUCAGGAUGUGUCUGGGAAACCCAUCAGCAAAAUAUUCAGCUCUCCAUGUGGCCUUACUGUCUAUAGGCUAUAGUUUAUCAAAUAUUAUAAUAUAAAAAACAAAUAUAUGUGAGCUUUCUAUAUUGAUAACGUUGGUCCACUGGGAAAUAAAUUGCUGGACUUGUACUUAAAUUAGGAUUCAGUAAAUCCUAGAGUUGUUACUGACACAGUGUUGUUUACUAAGUGAACUCAAUAUAAAACAUUCUUAUCCUAUGUGUGUCACUCUCUUAACAAUUAUAUUAUAUACCAAUUAAUUACAUUAAAGUGUGUGUG